Melitaea cinxia (Glanville fritillary) is the source of this 1778-nucleotide messenger RNA. It is a transcript of the gene RanBP3, whose product is annotated as ran-binding protein 3. The transcript has 7 exons. Gene Ontology annotation, biological process: protein export from nucleus. Bases 101 to 1411 code for a protein of 436 amino acids. Lineage: Eukaryota; Metazoa; Arthropoda; Insecta; Lepidoptera; Nymphalidae. The record is from RefSeq and is a predicted model, not a curated record. Gene Ontology annotation, cellular component: cytoplasm; nuclear pore. Gene Ontology annotation, molecular function: GTPase activator activity.
UAGCUUUCUCAAUUCCCAUUACUUGUAUUGUUGUUAUCGGUAGAGAGUACUAUAUUCUUUGGUUGUUAUAAUCUGUGUUAUCUUUGUGAAUAUUUCGACAAUGGCAGAUGCUAAGCAAGGGAAAACACCUGCAGAUUUUUACAGUGGAUCAUCACAGUCUCGAGUGGUCCUUGCCAAACCCCGUCUUGGUGGGUUUGGAAGUUCCAGCUUGGCUUCUGGCUCAAGCAAAAGCUGUAACCCAUUCGGGUCUGUUCUACGACCACCACAACUAAAGCCAACAAAUAAUCCUUUUUUAAAAGCAACUAAUCCAGAAGGAGCAAGUGUUGAAAAAGAUAAGGAGCCAGCAACAUCCGCAGAUGCUAGAGUAAACGAGACAAAAGAUGUAGAGGCACCAAAGUUUGUUCCUCUGGGAUCUGGAAGUGUGGCUCCUAGAACAGCAACAUCAGUACCUGCCCCUGUUCAGUCCACUACGGGCACAUCUUCGACUGGAUUUGUUUUUGGUCAGAAUUUGAGUGAGAGAGUAGUGAUUAAAGAAAAUUUAAAUAAUGGUGAAUCUUUAACAGACCAUAGCUCUUCAAAUGGUACUUCUGAGUUGCUGUUUACAAGUGCAGCAGCAUCAGCAGUAAAAGAUAAUGCGCAGCAUACACAAGAUGAAGCGGCGGAAAGUGGCGAGGGUCUCGCCGCUGCGGCGGCCGAGUACGAACGCUCGCACGCGCGCCCUCCGCCGCCCACUUCCUACUGUACCAUGACCGGGGAGGAGGACGAGAUCAACGUUUUGCAGAUAUCGUGUCGUCUAUUUGCAUGGGAGAGUGGUAGCUGGCGUGAGCGCGGGCGUGGCGUUUUGAGGCUAAAUGACGGCGGGGCACGGCUCGUGGCUCGAGUAGCGGGCUCUCUUCGCGUCGUGCUCAACACAAAGCUGUGGCCGGACAUGGUAGUAGAGCGUGCGGGAAACAAGUCGCUGCGAAUCACGGCAGCAGAUGCACAGCAACAAGUCAAACUGUUUCUCAUCAUGGGUGCACCAGGUGAUAUUUCGCAGCUACAUAGGGCGUUAAUGGCGCGGAUCUCACUAAGCAAACGUAGUUCCAUAAGCGCCAAGGAAAAUGAAAACUCACAGAGAUCAGCUGAAAGACUUGAGGCUGCCGCUGAUGAAAAUGAUUACCUGGAAAAGUCGGUGGAUGAUUCAAAUCAAGAUGAAGAAUCUAACUUUGACAAAGAACAAAACACUGGAGCCACUCCAACAACUGACGAAGUUGCGGGUGAUGGAAAUAGACUAAAUUGUUCGGAUAACAAGACUGAAAAUGAAGUAUCUAAUACUAGUGAAGAUGUAUCUGAAGGAACAGAAAAUUCGUUAAAAAGGAAAGAACCAGUGGAAGAUGAGAAGUCGCGUAAGAGACAAUGCCAUGAAGUUUAGUGUAAAUAAUUGUCUCUGUGUAAAAUUAUGUGAUGAUCUUGAAAUAAGAACUUCGUUUAAUCAAUUCCUUGCUAAAAGCUAUAAAUUUAAUAAAGUAAAGAAAGAGUAGGGAUAUUUAUGAUUAAAUUAAUAUAGCAUUAUGUGUUGGUAUAAUAAUAAUGUAUUAUCUCAAUAAUUACCUAAUUGGAUAUUUUGGGUUUAUUAUAACAUGCAUAAUACAUACUGUACAAAAUGAAAAUUUGGCAAUUGUUAGAACACAUUCCAAUGUUUGCAGUGCAAAUUCAUAACAUUCGGCCGCAGCUGAAUACCAAAUACAUACAUGUGAUUUAUUUUCUGAAAUAUAAUAACAAUAAAGAGUCUUACUUUA